CUCUUUCUACUCACUUGGUUCCCUCUGGCCACUCUCUCACAAUCUUCGACUACGCCCAUCCUACCGUUUGAGCACAGCUCUCCCUGAACCCGAUCAUCUCGCAGCAUGGAUUUCUUCUUCUGUAUCCCCGUCAUCUUCGGAUGCCCAACCAAGAUUAAGCAGGAGGGCAAUGGCCAGCCUCACGUCUGCCCACGCUGCCACAAUGCCCAGGUGGUGACGGGCAAGAGCCGGACGUGGUUCGAGCUUUGCUGGAUUCCUCUGAUCCCUUUCAAGACCAAGCAUAUCUACAUCUGUGGCAUCUGCCAAUGGCAAGCACCCCAGGACGGUUCAUACCAGCCGCCAGUGGCUGGAGGAGGUGGAGGAUACCAACCUCAACAACCGGGCUACGGUCCACCGCAGGGCUACCCACCCAAGUAGAGAGAGAGAGCCCCGAAAGGCUAUCUGCACCUAUACACGCCCUUUCUCUUCUCAGUCGUGCUCUUUCAAUGUCCCCCUUGGCUGC
Molecule: messenger RNA, 502 nt
Organism: Acaromyces ingoldii
Lineage: Eukaryota; Fungi; Basidiomycota; Exobasidiomycetes; Exobasidiales; Cryptobasidiaceae
Exons: 5
Coding region: 106-417 (103 amino acids)
Source: RefSeq, a predicted model, not a curated record